AUGUCCGACCCCCAGGUUGUCCGAAUUCCUCGGUCGGACGAGCCGCAUUCUUACGUACUGGUCCACGUCUCCCAGACUGGCCAGGCACCUCUGGAUGUAUCGCUCACCGCAACGGAGGGCGAGAACCCUUAUGCCGCGUCCAUCCAACAAUCUCGUCUGCAUGCCCUACGUGGGAAAAAUUACCAAGGAUCUGAUGACGAAUGGGCCUACAUCAUUGCUCACAUCCUAAGACAGCCAGUCUCGGCUGAGAAGUCGUCCUGGUCUGCCGGAAUCGAAGCUUCCGCUAGUAUUUCAAAUGCGGGGAGCGAGAAUCAAGAAAUAGUCAUUGCCAUUCGGAAAAGAGUCCAGGAUAUCACGCAAAGGCUCGGGUCUCUGGUCCUCAAACAGGAUGAAGACCAAGAGAUCGCGCUGUUUGACUGGACCGGUAUCGCAGCGACCAAAGCCGAUGCCCUGCACAGCCAAGUAACGAACUUAACGGAUCGCUACCGCGAGGCCGAAGAUACCAUCGCCAAAUUGACCCAGCAAUUGGCAGACCUCAUGCAAGCCAAGACUCAGCACGAGAACCAGCUGGUGGCCAACUUUGCUCAGCUUCUGAAUGAGAAAAAGCUCAAAAUCCGGAAUCAGCAGCGAUUGCUAGCAUCUGCAACGGCCGACCCGACAAAAGUCGCCGAAAUCCAAGCGGCUAGCGGGAAACCCCGUGAAGCACAACGGGCUCAUGCGGCCACAAAACGACGUGCUCCAGACACAGUUGACGACGAAGACGAAUCAGACGAAGGCUUCGAGCAGAUGGACGUUGAUCGCAAAGUUGCAGAUGUUCAAGCAUCAUACGCCCAAGAGACAGAAGACGAAGAAAGAGCCACGCCGCAACCCCUGGAAGACGGGGAGGAUACGACCACCGACGAGGAGGAGGAAGUCCCAGCUACUUCACAACGAUCUGUGCCUGAACGAACUAAAGUCAAGCCUUCGGAACGAGAGGCAGCUUCCAAGGAGGCAGCGCCUCCGCGAAGAGAGUUGCCGUUUACGCGACGAGGACCUCCAGCGCAGACGAAAGCGGAGCCUCUGCCAGAGCCCAUUGCGGCGGACGAAGAGACGGCGGGUGAAACGGAUGAUGACGAGCUAUAA
Messenger RNA from Penicillium daleae, 1122 nucleotides. RefSeq lists its product as uncharacterized. The record is from RefSeq and is a predicted model, not a curated record. The coding region runs from base 1 to 1122 and encodes 373 amino acids. The transcript is spliced from 4 exons. Lineage: Eukaryota; Fungi; Ascomycota; Eurotiomycetes; Eurotiales; Aspergillaceae.